Molecule: messenger RNA, 4470 nt
Organism: Cornus florida
Lineage: Eukaryota; Viridiplantae; Streptophyta; Magnoliopsida; Cornales; Cornaceae
Product: nuclear intron maturase 4, mitochondrial
Exons: 3
Coding region: 680-3082 (800 amino acids)
Biological process (GO): mRNA processing
Source: RefSeq, a predicted model, not a curated record
GUUUUCUCAAUAUUUUUCUAUCUAUUUUACUAAACCAAAUGAGUCCACACCUAAAACAAAUGAAAUUAAUAAAUUAUUACUCCAUAUAUAUAUAUUUUUUCAAGUGAAAUGAAUUACUCCAAUUAACAACCAAAUAAAUAUUGAAAUCCUUACUAAAAUAUAUAGCGAGUUCUAGUAUUUACCACAAAAAAAAAUUUACUUGUCUUUAUUUUUCCUUUCAGAGCGAGUAUCUUUCUUUUAAUUUUGGUGAAUUCUUUGCAGAGUCUAUGUAAUAGUGGUUUGCCCACUUUUUACUAAAUUUUCGUUUUAGUUUUUAUUUUUUGGCGACCAACCAAUACUUAUAUAUACCUUCAUGUGACAACAAUUGAGAUUUGGCAGGACACACAUGGAUGCUCAGAGUCAUAUACGGACAUAUAUAACAAAUACCAGAGGCUCUUAACACUGACCCAGUUGUUAUAACUGAAUAAACUGUCAAUCAUCAUUGUUCACUGACCUGUUCAAGCAAGAGAUCGGACUUGUCUUGCAGAACUGAAUUGCAAUGCUCAUCCCAGAACUUGGUGAUGCAUAACACCUGUUUGUGGUUAUGCAGCUUUUGGGUUUAUAUAAUUUUGAAUUUGAGGUGAAGUUAUAGAAGAGAAUGAGAGUGGAUGGUGACUUGGCUUCUUAAUCUGUAAGGAAAAUGCGGUUUGUGGGCUGGCCAACUGUUUGCCAGAGGAACCUACUAAAAUGCACCAUACCACAAAGCAUAGGCCUAGUUGGGGUCAAUAUAGGGAGAGGGAUCAAAAGACUGCUGAGUCGUUCAGUUUCUUCUACCCUUGAAGCAGUUGGCAAUGACAGUGAUAGGGAUAUUGGCAAAAUGACACUGGCAAAAGAAUUAGCCUGUUUAGUUGAGGAAACUUCUGACCAUGGCAAGAAGAGACCCAAAACACGCAUGGAGCUUAAGAGGUUACUUGAGCUCCGUGUAAAGAAGAGGGUGAAGGAACAAUAUACAAAUGGGAAGUUUCAAGACCUUAUGACAAAAGUUGUUGCCAAUCCAAAAACUCUUCGGGAUGCUUAUGAUUCUAUUAGAGUCAACUCAAAUGUCGACUUAGCACUGGAUGGUGACAACAUCCCGUUUGAAUCUAUAGCAGAAGAGCUCUUUUGUGGGAAUUUUGAUAUAAGUGCCAAUAUAUUCUCCAUCUCAACAAGGGGUGCAAAGAAGGAAGUCCUUAUCCUUCCAAAUCUGAAGUUGAAGGUUGUUCAAGAAGCCAUUAGAAUAGUUUUGGAAGUUGUUUUCAAGCCCCACUUUUCUAAGAUUUCGCAUGGUUGUCGAAGUGGGAGGGGUCACUCCUCGGCAUUGAAAUACAUCUGCAAAGAAAUCUCUAAUCCCGAUUGGUGGUUCACAUUGCUUGUUAACAAAAAGCUUGAUGCUGCUAUCCUUGCCAAACUCAUCUCAGCUAUGGAGAAUAAGAUAGAAGACCCCAACUUAUACAGCACCCUCCAGAGCAUGUUUGAUGCACAGGUGCUCAAUCUGGAGUUUGGGGGCUUCCCCAAAGGCCAUGGUCUUCCACAAGAGGGAGUGUUGUCCCCAAUUUUAAUAAAUAUAUAUCUUGAUCUCCUUGACUGUGAAUUGUACAGUAUGUCGAUGAGAUAUGAAGCUUUGGAUAUGGGGCUUCAUUGUGAACAGGAUGGAUCCCACUCAAAGCUACGUAGCUGGUUUAGGAGGCAGAUGAAAGGCAAUAGUAUCCAAGACACUGGAGGGGAGAAGUCUCAUGUAAGAUUACACUCUUGUCGCUUCAUGGAUGAGAUAUAUUUUGCUAUUUCAGGUUCCAAAGAAGUAGCUCUUGCUUUCAAGUCUGAAAUCCAAAGUUACUUGCAGAAUUAUCUCCACUUGGAUGUUGAUAAUCAAACAGAAAUAUUGCCAUGUAAUGGUCCGCAUGGUGUUCGAUUUCUUGGCACUUUGGUUAGAAGAAGUGUGAGAGAAAGUCCGGCAGUAAGAGCUGUUCACAAGUUAAAGGAAAAAGUUAAGAUGUUUGCUUCACAGAAACAAGAGUAUUGGGACGCUGAAAAUGUCAGAAUAGGGAAGAAAUGGCUGGCUCAUGGAUUGAAGAAAGUUAAAGAAUCAGAGAUUAAGCAUUUAUCUGAUAGUAGCUCUCUUUUGAGUCAAAUUUCCAGAUUCCGUAAGUCUGGGAUGGAAACUGAUCACUGGUACAAAGUCUUGCUAAAGAUAUGGAUGCAAGACAUAAAUGUCAAAUUUGCAGACAGUGAGGAAUUUAUCUUAGCCAAGUAUAUUGCAGAACCAGCUCUUCCCCGAGAACUAAGAGACUCCUUUUAUGAAUUUCAGAAGCGUGCAGAGGAAUAUGUUUCUUCCGAGACAGCUUCAACUCUUGCUCUUUUGCCUACUUCCAUCUCUUCUGAAUCUGUCACCACCACGGAGAUUGUUGCUCCUGUAGACAUCAUAAAGAAGCAUCUCUUACGAUAUGGGCUGAUAAAUACCAAAGGAUUCGGCCGUACAUCUCAUGUGCUUAUUUUACAAGAUAACAUUCAAAUUAUUGACUGGUUUUCAGGUUUAGUUUCUCGAUGGCUUAGAUGGUACAGUGAAUGCAGCAAUUUUGGUGAGAUAAAGCUAAUGAUUUCAGAUCAAAUAAGGAAGUCUUGUAUCUGCACACUGGCAGCCAAGUACCGAAUGCCUGAAACUGAGAUAGAGAAUCGUUUUGAUUCAGAAUUGAGCAGAAUACCCUCGACCCAAGAGAUAGAACUUGAGAUGGCAAGUGAGACAUUAGAUUCAAAAGAUUUCAAUUUUAGUGAGUCAUUAAUGUACGGAAUUUCUUACAGUGGUUUGUGUUUACUAUCCUUAGCAAGAAUGGUGAGCCAGUCAAGGCCUUGCAACUGUUUUGUUAUGGGGUGUAUGGCUACGGCUCCAUGUGUAUACACCCUUCAUGUGAUGGAGAGACAGAGAUUCCCCGGUUGGAAGACAGGGUUUCCAAGUUGCAUUCAUCCGAGUUUGAAUAAAAGACGAAUCGGGUUGUGUAAACAGCAUCUAAAGGAUUUGUAUCUUGGCCAUAUAUCUCUCCAAUCUAUUGAUUUUGGUGCUUGGAAAUGACACUAUCCAAGAAGUUAAGAAGAGCAAUGCUUAAGCAGCAAAAGGCCCUCCCUAUUGACAACUCAAUGACGGAACAAUUUCACAGUUCAGUGUGAAGAAACUCUCUAGUGGGCUUCUGGUGAAGAACUUUAAUGGGUCUUUGACCUUUGUAGACCUAGAGUUUAUUUUUCACACCAUUGUUGAAGAGACUGCAAUUAUUUUCAUUAAAUUCUGCACAGAAAGUAAGGUAGGUAGGACAUGCUGAGAGAGAAGUUUCUUGCCCGUUUACCUGAACCCCAGGGCAGAAAAUCCAACGACAUUCUUGCAAUUUAAUGCUGCCAUCUGAUCAUCAACAAUUUCCAACGGCAGACAACAACAUUUUAUUAAUUAUUGGUGAGAAGGGUUGCUUCAGUUUCUUUGCCUCGUAUCUUUCAUAGUUUCAUGGAGAAGUUAUAUGUAUACUUUUUGUUGAAGCCUGUAUGAAAUACUCUAUAUUUUUGGUGGAGGAAUGAAGAAAAAGAAAAUUGUAAUAUAGCUUGUAUAUAUAUUGUUUGCAUUUCUCAUAUAUUUCUAUUACUCUGCAAUUUGACAAAUAACUGCAGGCUUUAGCUAGAUGACAGGGCCUUAUAGUGACAAUUCCAAAGAGCAGCUUAGAAGUCCAUUGAUGCAUUCAGCUUAAGCCCAUACACCUGUGCUGUCAAAAGUGAAGUCCAUAGAUAAUCCUCUCACUCAAAGGUCCAUUAGAGAAUAUUCAAAAUCCUUGGAGGCUCUUAUCUUUGAUAGGCUUGGAUAUUCCCUUUUUUUUUUUUUUGGUCUUCAGGAUACCAACAGUUCUACUGUACAUUAACCUUUGUGCAUUGCACUAAUGGACAACAAUAUCUACAUAUUCUUUUGAAUGGAGUGUUGUGACGUUUCUGAUUUUUGCCAUUUUUUAUUUUUCCUGAAUUUCGUUGACACAGGGGUAUUUUGGUCUUUUCACAUUUUUCGUACGGGAUUCUAGUUGAGCACUUGCAUUUUGUGCAUUUCAAUUUACGUGAAUUAAGUGGUAUUUUAUGUGUUGCAUUAUAUGUGUGUAGUGUAGAAAUUGAAGUAAAAGAAAAAGGGAAAAGAAAAUCAAAGUGGUGAGACCCAUCACUAUAUCAAAAGUGGUCUAGAGACCACAUUUCCAACCAUUCACUCUCUCUCCCUGCUGGUUCUCUCUCUCCCACUCUCUUGAUUGCUUUUUCUUUUUCUUUUCUCAAUCAAUCUUUGAGACUUGAUUACUUCUUCAUUUCUUACCCGAUUUGUGUGCCGUUUGAGGCAAAACGAAGCCCACGAGGAACUCUACACAUCCAUACCAGCAAUUCUAGAUUUGGUGCCCUCCUUGAUUUUCGAAUUCCUUGACCCAUUUCAAGGGUUUUGCUCAUUUU